AUGGAGUCUCAGCCCAUCCAUAAUCUUCCAGACGAUCUACUUUCUAGAAUCCUUACUCACUCCUCCGAGCAACCGGUUUCACGCGGAUCGCACCUGGACAAUUUGGCCACUGAUGUUUGGCCAAACUGGCCACGUCUCAUCCUCGAUACAGUUACUCCGCACUACACAUAUCUGAUCCCGGACGUGGUACUAGCCCCUCCUCCCGCCGCCGACGUGGCUCGGAAUCUCAUCAUCGCGUCCGUCUGCCGUCGUUGGCGUUGUCUGGCGAAGCUUUACGUGACCACGCUCUCCGUUAAAGCAGACCUCUCAGCUGCCUUAGCGUGCUUCCCCAACCUCACCAAUCUGCAUCUCAGCGACGACAGCAUCGAGUCGCCCGAUGACGCCUUCCUCUCUCACCUCGCUGUGUCAUGCCCAAAACUCACGAGUCUCCAUGUGGGAAGGAGGUUUGCAGGGCAAUUGCCCUUCGACCCCUUGGAGAAACCCGGUUUCACCAACCUCACUGCCCUAACAACCCUGCACAUCACCUUCCCCAUGCACCAUCGUCACCUCUCCACCCUCCUUCACCUCCCACUGCUCGCCCAUCUCUUCACCUCCGCCCUUCACCAAAGCCAUCAGCCGGCAGGUGCUGCAAGCGUGACGCUGCCAUCCUGCCUAAAAUCGCUUAUCUUUUUCUCAUCUUGUCCACGAAAUCUCAAUACCAUGUUCGCAUCAGCAUCGCCUUUGACCAAGCUGGAGGAGCUGCUCAUCACCAACUGCAGUAGGGAAGGCUCUUCCCAUGUGGUGGACAUCUCGCACCUGUCGCAGCUGAGGGUGCUGAAGCUGGAGUGCGUUGGGGUGACAUGCGGGCCUGCAGGGACCAGCAGGUGGUCGUGUCUGCAGCAGUUGGAGCAGCUUGAGAUGCGUUUUGAAAGCGGCAAUCAGCAGCCCCCAGUCCCCCUGAACUUUCUCCCUCGCCUGCGCAACUUGCUGAUAGAGGCGCCGGGAGUAUGCAGCCUCCUGGAAAACAUGGGGGUAGCGUUGCCGCUACGGCAGCUGCAGCUUCUUUCGUGGACACCGGAGGAGCUGCCAGGCAGCAUAUUGGACCUCCACUCGCUGACGUCACUUAAGCUUCGCGCACCUCAGAUGGUGUCGCUAUCUCAGGGCAUGAGCCGCUUGGCUCGGCUGCGAAAACUGGAGCUGGUUGACUGUGACACCUUGCAGCACCUCCCUGAAUGCCUCACCCAGCUGCACCACCUGAUACUGUGGCACACCCCCAUCCGCUCCCUCCCUGGGAAUCUUGUGCAGCUAACUGAACAGCCUUGA
Closterium sp. NIES-65 is the source of this 1302-nucleotide messenger RNA. NCBI's taxonomy places the organism in Eukaryota, Viridiplantae, Streptophyta, Zygnematophyceae, Desmidiales, Closteriaceae. The record is from the annotation of a GenBank genome assembly.